ACAUUUUUCAUAGUGCCACACAUUGCUGAAUGUCAAGUCACUCAAAUCAAGCAUGGUGGUGAAAGAAGAAUGGUUGAUUAAAUUGAUAGAGAUUUUGAAUUGGUAUCUUACAAUUCUCAUCCAUAUUAAUUGUUUACCUACUCUGUUUGGAAUUAAUAUUUAGCCAAUCAACAAGAAGCUUAUGAAUAGAGAAAGAAUGGUGGCUAGGCUAUUGAAGAUCAAGUGAUCGAUCAUAUUAGGUAUGUAUUUUGAGUACUAUUCCUAAGCGAAUUGGUGAAGGAUGAAAAAGCUAAAUUGGGAGCUGGAAAACAAUUGAGCAUUGAGAGAACAGCAGAGAUUGUUAUGAAUGUGAUGAGACAAUUGAGAGCAGCCUAAUAGAGACCCAAUCUUAAUAAUAGGUAAAGGUUUAGUACUUAUAGGGAAGACGUGCUGACGGAGAAUUUGAUGAUUUCCUUGAGUAAAGAAGACCAUUCACAGCUCCAAAUAACUAAUCAGCUACUCAUUGAGCUGAUUAUAUUAAAAACAAUAUAUAACAACUUAU
Molecule: messenger RNA, 541 nt
Organism: Paramecium octaurelia
Lineage: Eukaryota; Ciliophora; Oligohymenophorea; Peniculida; Parameciidae
Source: the annotation of a GenBank genome assembly